UGCGGAUUUGGCACAACUAGGACCUAAACGCAAUAACCGGCGUACGUCAGGAGCUCAGAACUCGCGAGCGGUAGUUCAGUAACCUACUCGUGAAGGCCAGCUAGCCAGCUUCCUUCAAAAUGACGCAGGCUUGCCGGAGAGAUACGAGAUGUGCUCGCGACCAGACUGGCCCAAAAUGCGGCCCAGUAUGCUCUGCCUUUCCGAAGAGAUGGUGACACACGCUGCAGACGUGCCGCAUAUAUUCGCCGUUCGGCAUACGCCGCCUAAAAAACCGAAAAACCGCCGUUGCUGACCGCGCGCCGUUCCCGCAGGUGAAAAACAUGGCGCGCCUCCUCGCGGCCGUCGCGUUAUUGGCGCCGGCGACGGGCUUCGUCGCGCCCGUCGCGCCGGCGUCGAGCAGCGCGCUGCGCGCCGACGCGUCCGGCAUGGACGGCAUCCAGGCGCCGACGGGCUUCUUCGACCCGCUCGGCCUCUCGAAGAGCGCGUCGGACGAGACGCUCGCGUGGUACCGCGCGGCCGAGAUCAAGCACGGCCGCGUCGCCAUGGCGGCCUUCCUCGGCUGCGUCGUCAACGGCCUCGGCCUCGAGUUCCCGGGCGCCAUCGACGUCAACGGCGACUCCUUCGCGUCGCUCGGCACGACGAAGCUGCCGCUCGAGACGUGGGACUCCAUCCCGGCGUCCGGCCGCAUCCAGAUCAUCACGGCCAUCGGCGGCAUGGAGUGGGUCUUCGAGGCGCAGCAGCCCCACUACCUGCGCGGCGGCACGCCGGGCGCGAUCCGGCUGACGCCGGGCACGGCGCCGUGGCACGCGUCCGGGUAUGACCCCAUGGGCAAGUACGACGCCGAGACGCGGCAGAAGAAGCGCAACAUGGAGCUCGCGAACGGCCGCUUGGCGAUGCUCGGCAUGGCCGGCUUCGUCGCCGCCGAGAAAAUCCCGGGCUCGGUGCCGAUUUUGGCCAAGCUCGGCUUCGCGGGCGACUACGUUCGCACGCGGCGUCCGUUUCAUAUCGAUCUCGAUGCUAUCGACGCGACGUCCGCGCCCUCACUGGUUACCACACGCAGGCCGGCACGAUGCCGGGCAACCCGCUGCCCUCGACGAUGGACCUGUCCAUGGUAUUUUAGACGGCGGGCGAAAAGAGCCUCGGCCAGGGUGACGUAGACGGCGGGCGAAAAAUAGUAGACGACGUGCGUAAAGAAUACUAUAUAUA
Molecule: messenger RNA, 1206 nt
Organism: Pelagomonas calceolata
Lineage: Eukaryota; Pelagophyceae; Pelagomonadales; Pelagomonadaceae
Source: the annotation of a GenBank genome assembly